Knipowitschia caucasica is the source of this 513-nucleotide messenger RNA. The record is from the annotation of a GenBank genome assembly. NCBI's taxonomy places the organism in Eukaryota, Metazoa, Chordata, Actinopteri, Gobiiformes, Gobiidae.
AUGGCGUCUUCAAUGUCACUUCUGGGCUUGAGACGUUUAUCUGCCAUAAAUUCGGCCACAAAAUGGAUACUAAAUCCUAUCAGGUCCACGAGCACAUCCACUUCAAGACUGGCAGAGAAACAAGAACAAGACACGCAACUUAUUACCAUUAAUGAGAAACUGGACAUAACAUCGGUGACGGGAGUUCCAGAGGAGCACAUUAAAACACGCAAAGUGCACAUCUUCGUCCCCGCCAAGAGCGCCAUGCAGUCUGGGGCCAACAGCACCAAGAAGUGGAAAAUGGACUUCGACACGAGGGAACGCUGGGAGAACCCGCUCAUGGGAUGGUCCUCAACUGGGGAUCCUCUUUCCAACAUGGUGCUGAGUUUCUCUUCCAAGGAAGAUGCCAUGGCGUUUGCUGAAAAAAAUGGUUGGAGCUACGAGGUGACAGAGAAGAGGAGCUCCAAGCCGCGAGUGAAAUCCUACGGGGCAAACUUCUCGUGGGACAAGAGAACUAGGAGGUCCGCGAAGUAG